Messenger RNA from Planococcus citri (citrus mealybug), 1164 nucleotides. Its product is annotated as BOS complex subunit TMEM147. The record is from RefSeq and is a predicted model, not a curated record. The transcript has 4 exons. Lineage: Eukaryota; Metazoa; Arthropoda; Insecta; Hemiptera; Pseudococcidae. Bases 425 to 1093 code for a protein of 222 amino acids.
GUGAUGAUAAGAUAAAAUUUUUUAGAAGGUUUAUUGAAAAAUUUGAGGUUUUGAGUUUUGAUCAUUUUUGUUGGAAUAAAUUUAUUCGACUAUUGUCAUUGUCUAAAUUUUUCACGUAUUCUUGUUUGCAAUAUCUAAAAAUUUAUACCAAAUUCAUGCCCAAAUUUUCUCAAAUCUGCUGAAUUUUGCGGCUUACUUUCUUAUCAAUUUUCGUGGGAUCGGCUCGGCGUUUCUUACUCAUUCUUUUAAAAAUUGAAAAUUGAAGCGUAAACGUUGCUAUUUUAUUGAAAUUUAAUUAAGCAGUCGCCUUUCAACAACGGUGAUUCUGUAUUUUUAAUAUGCUGCAAUAAUUCCAUUUUGUCUUCUGUAAAUACAUUGUACUAGUCUAUCGUAUCACUUCCUAAUAAUAUUCAAAUAAUUGAUCAUGACUUUGUAUCAUUUUGGAAAUUGUGUAGCUUUGAUCUAUUUGCCGUAUUAUUUUGUGUACAAAUACUCAAGUUUAUCUGAGUACGGUGCGUUUUGGAAAUGUAUUCAAGCAGGUGUGAUUUACGCGAUAACACAACUCUGCAAAAUGUUAAUCUUAGCCACCUUUUUCCCGGAUGGUAGUGUUACUGGAUUUGGCGGAUUCGAUGUUUUUGGCGAAUUCCUAAAGAGUAACGUCGACCUAAUUGAUUUGGUUGGCUUAUACGUGGUACUCUGUGGUAUACCAGGACGAGGACAUAUAAAGAUAUUGACUGCAGGUCUUGGAUGGGCUGGAGCUGAAAUUUUACUCACUAGGUUUUUCUUGUUAUGGGUAGGCGCUCGCGGAGCGGAAUUCGAUUGGAAAUACAUUCAGAAAUGCUUAGAAUCCAAUGUUAACGUGAUUAAUCAUAUCACUGUUGCCGCUCUAGUUUGGAUGUGGUCUAGAUUUGACGCCAAGAAAAACUACUCUCAAUCUAUUUCUGCCAUGUUAUUAGCGUGUUCUUAUAAAUCCUACGUUAUUGAUUUGAUAUCUUAUUGGUUAAGAAUUGAUACCGUUACCAGUAUUGCGUUCAAGACUUUCAUAACUCUCAUACUGGGAUUAAGCACUUUACGGCUGUACGUUCAAAUCUGAUUCAAAUGUAAUGUAUAUUUAUUUUGGCGUUAUUAUUCAAUAUAAAUGUUUUUGGUUAAUGUUUUUAUAAA